Hippopotamus amphibius kiboko is the source of this 529-nucleotide messenger RNA. It is a transcript of the gene DPPA3, whose product is annotated as developmental pluripotency associated 3. The transcript has 4 exons. Gene Ontology annotation, cellular component: nucleus. Bases 47 to 529 code for a protein of 160 amino acids. Gene Ontology annotation, biological process: epigenetic programing of female pronucleus. The record is from RefSeq and is a predicted model, not a curated record. NCBI's taxonomy places the organism in Eukaryota, Metazoa, Chordata, Mammalia, Artiodactyla, Hippopotamidae.
GAACCCAAAGAUCUAAGGGGAGCUUCAGGCUGUCAAAAGACUCCCAAUGGAUUCAUCUGAGGUUAACCCAACCUGGACCCUGGAGUCUCCUCAAACGUCCAUCGAUGAAAAUUCCCAGGCAACUCCAGUUGCCUCUCAACCUACGUCUGAGAUGCUAAUCAAGAACCUCAGUAACUUGACGCUCAACCCCAGUAACAAAUUGCCACUUAUUCUACCUCAACCUACUGGGCGGUUACUUGGUGAAAACAUACCCUACAGGCGAGGGGUGAGGACUGUGUUAACUGAUCGGAGAGAGAAGAUGGAACGGCUGAUUCAAUCUAUUAAAAAACGCUAUGGCAAAGGAGUUCCUCAGUCUGACUCUCAAAGAGAACCACAGCAGAAUGAUGCUGAGACUCGAUCAAGAGUGCAAAGAUUUAGAUGUAGCUGUCGUUUUUGCCGGUUUCAUAGAGAUCCUUCUGAGGAUAGCGAUGAGAAUUAUUACAAUAAUAAGUAUGAUAGUAAUUAUGACACGGAGUCGAAUGAGCCAUAA